UACUCAGUUAUCUCCUCUUGGAGAUUAUUAUCAAUUACAGCUGUGGGUGAAGGAGGCUGCAUUGCAAAGAUAAAAAUAGCAGCUUUUCUUCUCUCUCUGUAAGAAACAAAAUGGUGAGCAUCCUGGAUUCAGUGAAUAACAACAACCCACGAUUCCUGAGAGUCCUGUUGGCUGUUCCACAGUCCAUCAAUAAACGAGAACUGGAGGCGGCCUUCCUUCAGAGCUCAAAACUAGGUCAUCCGGAGUGUAUCCAAUGCAUUCUGGAUACUGGGAUAGACACUGAAAUUCAGGACACCAAUGGGAAAACCCCUCUAUUUAUAGCUGUAGAAUAUGACAAACCAGCUUUGGUGGAAAUUCUGUUGGAAUCCAUGUGCAAUGUUAAUGUACGAGGUCCCGGGCAAUCCACACCAGUUCAUCUGGCAGCGAAACUUUUCCACAAUGAGUGUCUUCAACUUCUUGUGUCGCACAGAGCUAAGCUUAAUUGCUGCGAUUCUUGUGGGAAUACCCCAUUGAUCAUCGCCACAAAAUACGGAAACUACGAAGGAAUAAGAAUUCUUUUGAAGGCGGGAUGUGACGUGAAUAUUCCCAAUAAAGAAGGAUGUACUGCUUUACAUUACGCCAGCCAUAAGGCUCAAGGCGUGAACCUCCUGUUGGCUGCAGGGGCAAAUCCGAACGUCAGAGAUCAGGACAAUAUAACUCCUCUCAUCAUGGCUGCAAGCGAAGGAUUCGACGAAGUUGUUAAGGCUCUGGUGAAAGCAAAAUGUGAUGUCAAUGUGCAAAACAACUCAGCAAGAAAAACGGCACUGCACAUUCUUGCAUGGAAAGGCCAUUCUGACUGCAUCAAUGACCUGAUUCUCGGAGGAGCAGACGUCAACAUUUACGACAAGUUUCACCACACCCCUCUGUGGUGUGCAGUCAAACAAAAACGACUCGAAGUUGUGAAACUCCUCUUAAGAGCCAACGCUCUUGUGGACACAUUUCAGUGCUUACCCACAAUUCCCUCUGAGGCUUGCCCUGUCCGACUGGCUCUGUCCGAGGGAAUGAUAAACAUCAUAAAGCUGUUUGUUCUGACAGGAUUUGACAAGGGACAUUUACGUGCGCGACUGCAAGAAGCCGAACUGAGAGAAAAGAUCGGCAAGCAUUCGGACAUCGAGCAGUGGCUGCUUCAUGCGGAGGGGGUGCUGACCUUGAAACAGCUCAGUCGCCAGUGGAUACGGCACCACCUGGGCCUGGCUUUCUACCACCACCUCCAUUUACUGCCCAUACCCCCCGCCAUGAGGGACUUUAUUUCAAUGAAGGAGCUCGAUGAAGAGCUACACUGACCUAUAUGAUAGCUUUUACAGAUUGAGAUUCAGAUUUCUACAAGAGCUUAUUACCUGGUACAUCAAAAGUAACACUGAUUUUAGCAAAAAUGCAGACACCUACUAUUUAUAAAGGUUCUAUCAGUUUAUAAGGUUGUACUUGUUUGAAGUGAAUUAUAUCACAGUUUGAAAUAAAUUCAUAUUAAUAUUUUA
Molecule: messenger RNA, 1514 nt
Organism: Magallana angulata
Lineage: Eukaryota; Metazoa; Mollusca; Bivalvia; Ostreida; Ostreidae
Product: ankyrin repeat, PH and SEC7 domain containing protein secG-like
Exons: 2
Coding region: 111-1322 (403 amino acids)
Biological process (GO): regulation of gene expression; intracellular signal transduction
Cellular component (GO): nucleus
Molecular function (GO): protein binding
Source: RefSeq, a predicted model, not a curated record